Caenorhabditis briggsae is the source of this 2796-nucleotide messenger RNA. It is a transcript of the gene Cbr-nos-3, whose product is annotated as Protein CBR-NOS-3. NCBI's taxonomy places the organism in Eukaryota, Metazoa, Nematoda, Chromadorea, Rhabditida, Rhabditidae. The coding region runs from base 1 to 2796 and encodes 931 amino acids. The record is from RefSeq and is a predicted model, not a curated record. The transcript has 6 exons.
AUGUCUGGACAACAGUUCCAGCAACAUUCACAACAGCAGCCACAACAACAGCGUGCGCCAGUCAGUUUCAACAACAACAAGAACGGUGCCCAAAACCAAAACAACAAAAGCAACUCUACUGCUCACUCAGCGACGAACUCGUCAGCUAACGGUUCGUCUUUCGAGUACGCCGAACCGCCGGUAGCCGGGAACACGAAUAGAACUACUCCUGACUCGGGCCUCGGAACCGACGAUCAGAAACAGUCAACCACGCCGGCGAAUACGGCCGCUCGUGGCGGACCGCCGGGUUUUAACCAGAAUCGCGGUCCACCACCACAUCAUCAACGACAUCAGCAACACCAUCAAAACAAUCUGCACCAUCCACAGCAGCAGCAACACCAACAAGCUCAAUACUAUCAGAUGCGACCACAACAACCGCCAAAUGGAAUGGUAUACUAUAAUGUCCAGCAGCAAAAUCAGCAUGGAGGAGGUCAGUAUGCUCCUCCACCAUCUCAGCAACAGGAGGGAUUUGAUCAAUCUUAUGGUGCUGGAGGAUAUGAUGGUGGACAGGGACCACCACCGCCACCACCACAUCAGCAACAUCAAAACCAGCAACACCAUCAAAGAGGACCGAACUUUCGGCAGUACCAGCAAAUGGAUGGCCCUCCAGGCGGCUACGGAGGGGAUGACGGUAACAACAAUUUCGUAAUUCACGGACCAAAUGAUGGCUUUGACGGGCGACCACAGUACAACCCACCUGCUGGCUCGCAAGGACCACCACAACCAAUGCAGCAACAUCAGAACCAGCAGCAAAUGGCAAAUCAGGGAAAUUAUGAGAUCGAUCAGUUCCGACCAGGAGGUCCACCAUCAGUACAAGGAUAUCAGCCUCAGAACAAUCCACAGCAAGCUCAAUACUAUGCGGGUUCCGUCAUUCAGCAAGGAGCUCCUUAUCAACAGGGAUAUAGUGGCGGCGGAGGAGGACAGUAUCGUGGAGGACCACCGCCACAGGGACCAGCACCAAUCAUGCAGCUAAUGCCACCUCAUGGUCAGCAGGCUCCACAACAUCCACAACAAGCGGUGAUCUACGGUAUGCCGAUGCCGACAGCGAUGUAUGUUCCAGUGCCGGCUCCAAUCGUUGUCCGUCAGCAACCGGUGGUGAACUCUCAUUCGGAUACUGGGAAAGAUAGCGGAAACCAAAAUAGUGCUCGGAAGAAUAAACGAAACAGUCAGAAUGAACAAUUGGAGGAGGGUCCGCAGAGCCAGCAUGAAAUAUCAGCUCAACAACAGCAGCCACCACCACAACAACAACAUCAGCAGCAGCAACCUCAACCGUCUCAACAUGCUCCACAGCAACCACAAGGAUAUCAGGAGUUUGUUCCAAAUCCGUACCAUCGUCAGAUACCAGCUACCGGCUACGGUAACUUCCAGCAUCCGCCACCGCAACAUCCACAACAACAGGUGGACCCACAGAUUGUUGCACAGCAACAACAAAUGCAUCAUAUGCAGAUGAACCCGUAUGGAAUGAUGCCGCAUCCCGGAGGACCGCCUCCACCUCAUGCAGCCACUAUGAUGAACCCAAUGGGAAUGAACCCGCAACAACAACAAUACCCAUACAUGCCGAUGGCCGCACCACACCAGAUGGCUCACAUGCAGCAACAACAUCAACAGCACCAGAGACGUCAAGGAAACGUAGAACCACUCAUGGGUGCCCCACCAUUCCAAAUGGCCCAAAUGGGUCCAGGGAGGGGUGGAUUCAUGCAUCAGCCAAUGGGAUACUUCAAUGCCCCAACUUCUAGAGGAUCAGGGCGAGGUGGUAGAGGAGGACGAGGAGGAAGCAACAACUAUAACCACUCCCGUCAAAACUCGAAUCAAAGCUGGCAUUCUCAGAAUCAAGGAGGACAGGGCCCUCGUAGCGGAGCUGGUAACCAAUUCGAUCACUACCAACAACAGGACCAUCAGGAUGACGAUGUUUCUCACGUCACGAACCGUAUUGAGCUCCUGAAGCCUGUAUCGCAUGCUGGAUCACCAAGCAAGCAGAUACUACAGCUCGUGGAACCAAAGGAGGAUGCCAACAUGGAUGUCCAGAACUCAGCUGAAGGUAGCCGAUCAAGUACUCCAAGGCACAGAAAGAAGAAGGAUUCAAAAAAUCAGAAGACAGAUGUUAAGGAGUCGUCGAAAGCAGAAGAUGAGCCAAAGCCUGUAGAGGAAGUGAAUGAAAAGACCCCAGCUGUUGAGGAGCCAACAGAAGCCGUUGAAGUUAAAGAACUUGCUGCGCAACCAGCACCAACUGGGCUUCACUGUUACCGAUGUGAAUAUUAUAAAUUGCCAGAAGAGGAAGUAUCUUCUCAUAACAUUCGCAAAGAUAAUGGUGAUUUGUGGUGUGAAUACAUGAAGAAGAUCAAAUGUGAACACUGUGAGGCUACCGGCGAGAAAGGACACCAUCCGCUGGUCUGUCCAAAAAAGAAGGAGGAAGAACGAAUCGCCAAGUCUCGGGAGUCUUCUCGUGGCGGUCCAACUCCACCAGUCCACAGACAACGUGAUCUACAGGAAAUUGUGGACGAUCAAGACGCCGUUACUGACUCCCCAUCACCGCCAGUACAAUAUCAGCAGAAGUCUCGUCAGAACUCAGAAAAUCGUUCUGAUAACCGUCCGUAUCAUCAAAGAGGCGACCAACGUGGAUAUGGCGGAAACGGUAAUAACUAUCGAGGACGAUCUUCUGGAGUGAACGGACAGCGUGGCGGAAGAGGUGGAGGAUACGCACGGGGUCGAGGUUCUGGAAAUUAUGAGGUAGAUAUUGUUCUGUGCGAGACCCCCUAA